Molecule: messenger RNA, 1443 nt
Organism: Emys orbicularis (European pond turtle)
Lineage: Eukaryota; Metazoa; Chordata; Testudines; Emydidae
Gene: TIGD3
Product: tigger transposable element derived 3
Exons: 1
Coding region: 1-1443 (480 amino acids)
Cellular component (GO): nucleus
Molecular function (GO): DNA binding
Source: RefSeq, a predicted model, not a curated record
AUGGAGCUGAACGGGAAGAAGAAACUUCAUGCUCUUUCCUUGGCAGAGAAGAUCCAGGUGCUGGAGAUGCUGGAUGAAUCCAAGAUGUCCCAGUCAGAGGUGGCUCGUCGCUUCCAAGUCUCCCAGCCCCAGAUCUCCCGCAUCUGCAAGAACAAGGAGAAGCUGCUGGCUGACUGGUGCAGCGGGACGGCCAACCGGGAGCGGAAGCGCAAGCGGGAGUCCAAAUACAGCAGCAUCGACGAGGCCCUGCUGUGCUGGUUCCACAUCGCCCGCACCAAGAUGUGGGACGUCACGGGGCCCAUGCUGCUCCAGAAAGCCAAGGAGCUCGCGGACAUCAUGGGCCAGGAGUUUGUGCCUAGCAUUGGCUGGCUGGUGCGGUGGAAGCGCCGUAACAACGUCUGCUUUGGCCAGCGGCACCCGGCACGAGCAGUCCAUGCCCCGGAGCCCCCGUGCGACAAGGGGCCGGCGCCGGCUUCCCUCAGCCUGCCCCAGCUGCUGAAGGAUUUUGCCCCGGAGAAUGUUUUUGGCUGCGGGGAGGUGGUGCUGCUGUAUAAGGCCAUGCCAGGCAGGGAGCGGGAGGGCAGGGAGCGGCUGUGCGUGGCGCUGUGCGUGAACGGGAGCGGCACAGAGAAGCGGAAGCCCGUGGUGAUCGGCAGGCGGCUGGCUCCGCGAUGUUUCUUUGGGGUCAACACGGAAGCUUUGCCGGUCCUUUACCGCAGCAGCGCCGAUGGUCAGCUGACACCGGAGCUCUUCUCAGAGUGGCUGACGGACUUUGACCGGGAGAUGGGCCGGCAGCACCGCAGUGUGGCGCUGGUGCUGGACGCCGAGCGGCACUGUCCCAAUCCGGAGCCUGCCAACAUCCGCCUGGUCUUCCUGCCCCCGCGGCCUCGCCACGACGACGGCCCCUCGCCUUGCCCGCUCCAUCCUGAUAUCGUCCGGGAUUUCAAGUCCCGCUACAAGUGCAGGCUUCUGGGCAAAGUGUCCUCCAUCGGCAGCGAGACCAACAGCUCCCCCGCCUCCAUCGCCGCCUCCAUCACCGUGCUGGACGCCCUCCACAUGGUGGCGGCCGCUUGGGACAAAGUCCAGCCCUCCCUGGUGGAACGGUGCUUUGGGGAGGCCGGCUGCUCCAAGGGGAAGGGGUCCCUGGGGCCCCCCAGCCAUGCCCCCCCCAGGGGGAUGAGCCUGGAAGAAUUCCGGCGCUUUGUUGAUGUGGAGACAGAGCUGGCCUGUCCCCCAGCCCUGCCCCCAGCUGGGGCCUAUAAGGAGGAGGAAGAGGAGGAGGGGGAGGGAGAGGACCUUUUUGGCAGCCUGCCCACCAAGGCCGAUGCUCUGAAGGCCCUGGGGACCCUGCGGCGCUGGUUCGAGUGCAACGGCUCGGCCGAGGGGAUCUUCCAGCAGUUCUACAGCUGCGAGGAGGAGGUGGAGCGGCUGUGCUGCCAGUGA